Molecule: messenger RNA, 2331 nt
Organism: Amphiprion ocellaris (clown anemonefish)
Lineage: Eukaryota; Metazoa; Chordata; Actinopteri; Pomacentridae
Gene: selplg
Product: selectin P ligand
Exons: 3
Coding region: 406-1719 (437 amino acids)
Source: RefSeq, a predicted model, not a curated record
CUCUUAGAAGCUACAGGGCAUCUAAGCAACACACACAAUCCAGUCAGUGUAUGGACUUUCUGGUUGAUUACAUUGAGUUUCAGUUGAUUUCUCGGUUUGUCCUUGUGUAACUGAACCGACUGCAGCUUUUUACCCACAUGACACUUAGCUUUGGACAGAACUGUGAUCAGGGGUUGACAUGAGAAAGCAUCUGAGCAGUUUACAGAACUGAGCACUUCCCGCUGCUUUAAAUAAAGUAGUAAGCACGGCACGCGAACAGAGCAUGCUCCACAGCUUUGCAUCAGUGAGCUGUGCUACAGUCUGCUUCGACCAGAGAGCCUGAGAUGAGCUGAAGUCAACUUUUACCACCUUUUACCGUCACAUCCAUCCCUCUGCUUUACCAGCAGCAAGAUCUUCUAUUCAACAAUGCUGCUCCUCAGCAUGAAGACGUAUCCAGCUCUGCUAUGGAGGAUUUGUGUUUUGUUUGCCGUGGAGUCCCUGACUGCUCCCACUCCACAACCCACCGACGGUAACUUCACUGUUAAGGCCUCGACUGUACUUUACGGUGAAAAAGAGUUGCAGCCUGCAACCUGGAAACCGACUCACAAACCUGCAGAAGUUAGCGUUGCUGCAGAGACAGAGAACGCAGUGCUGCCCACAGUGGAAACGCAAGAGGCUAACAGUUUAAAUAACAGCACAGUUGGUUUGGUUGUCAUGAGCACUGCAGCAGAAACAGCAGCAGCAGCUACAAGCGGCUCAGAUCACAGAUUGCUUCAAACCACCACAGCAGAGACCACAGCUGCAAGUGAAGACCAGCUCCACAACUCCACAACAAUCACAGACAAACAUGCUCAGGAUCAGUCCCAUCAACCAUCAGCCACCACUUUUAAUGACACAACUGCUCCAGCAGCAACUAUUGCCGCAUUUACAGCCACGGUGGUUGUGUCUUCUCCGCAGCCCACAUCCAUCAUCAAGUCUGAGGUCACCUCCCAGAUAUCUUCCACCGUCUCCUCCAAUGAGGCCACUCAGAUCUUCAACCAGAACCUCAGCAGUCCUUCAGCUUCAACUGGAACCACAAUGACAACAAACCCUACGUCAGAGGCAGCACCUGUGUUUAACCCCACCUCUAUGCCUGGUGCAACAACUGAGACGUCCAAAAUCAGCUCUGAGCUUCCAUCUACAUCUCAUCCCAUUUCUGCUACGACUGUCCUCACAUCUACAGGAGCAGCAGGAUCCAGCUCCACGCCUACGUCCGUCUCAACCGACCCUCCCAGCUCCACCGUCUCCAACAGCUCUGCAGGAAUCCUGGUCCCUGAUAACCCCAAGAAGCUACCGGUUCCAACAUUUAGACCAAUGCCAGCAACUACAGCAGCACCCCGUCACGUCACAAAGAGCCCCUCCAGCACUGAGACCCAACCCUGCUCCACCCGAAGCCUGGCGAGGAACUGCCUCAUCAUCAUCGCCGCCCUGGCAGCGCUGGCCACUGUCUUCAUGGUUUCCACCAUCGUCCUCUGCACCAAGCUGUCAGCAAGGAAGUACAGAGUCAAGAAACCCCAGCAGGGUACUGAGAUGAUGUGUAUCUCCGCCCUGCUGCCCGAGCCCAGCUACAGCUACACCAGGCAACGCAACCCAGUUCGAAACGGAGUCCGGGUGAUUCCCGGAGGUGGAGACAGCGACGACGAUUUAGGAGAUAACCUCACUCUCAGCAGCUUCCUCCCAGAGAAUGACCGAUGUGUUUAGAUGGAUUUACAACCCAUGACUUUACACAUCAGAUAUUAGACUGGUCUGUGGGGUUGUCAGUGAUGUGGAAACUGUUGCUCUUUGCUUCCCCUUUGAUGUCGGCGGUUUAGCUUCGAUGCACGCCUCGUUUCUGUGGAGGAAGAGGCAUAAAAACCACAAAUGUUCAAGCACCAUGAACUGUAUCUGGUAUCGGGACUUUUUGCAUGACUUUACACCAGAGGAUUUAAGUCAGGAUGAGGACAGUUGUGUGAUCAAAGGUUGUGUUUUUUUAGACAUCCGGAGCUGAGGCCUGAUGGUAUUUCACUUUGCAACGGGGGACAGGAAGGCUUCGACAAGGGAUUGUUGUUCUUCACAGACGCUGUACAGUUUAGAAAAACUGUUCUGGAGACUGAAGGCUUAACUGAAUGCAGGAUUUUGAGUGAUGUGUUUCUGUUUAAUGUGUAAAUAUGCAGUUUCUGUACUGUGGUAAUUUAUUAAACACGUCUUAUUUAACUUUUAGGUAAUGCUUUCCUUUAUGAGUGUGUUAUUUCCUUAUAAUUUCUUGCAGCUUUACUGGAAAGCAUGUAAUUUGAUGUGACUUUUACAGAUAAUUAAAGAGAGGUAAAGCUUGGA